Molecule: messenger RNA, 3362 nt
Organism: Dunckerocampus dactyliophorus (ringed pipefish)
Lineage: Eukaryota; Metazoa; Chordata; Actinopteri; Syngnathiformes; Syngnathidae
Product: probable E3 ubiquitin-protein ligase HERC6
Exons: 23
Coding region: 152-3181 (1009 amino acids)
Biological process (GO): ubiquitin-dependent protein catabolic process; protein ubiquitination
Molecular function (GO): ubiquitin protein ligase activity
Source: RefSeq, a predicted model, not a curated record
CAACAAGCGUUGCAAAAUUGAACGCAAAAUUGAAGUGCUUUUCCCGAUAAUGACACCUUCUACUUCCGACAGCACUUGAAGGCAACAUGCAUCACACUGUAUUUAAACACUAAGUGAGACUCUGAACGCAUCACUCCAUCCGGGUGGAACCAUGUCGCAGGUCUUUUUCUGGGGUGACAGCGCCUGUGGAGAAUUUGGCCCACAGACAUCCUUAAGUCCGGUGUCGUGGACAGUACCCGGUGUCGUGACCAACAUUUGCUGUGGGUACCAACAUGUUUUAUUCCUGCUGGAUGAUGGAGCUGUUUUAUCACAAGGAAGCAACUCCAGGAGACAGCUUGGACGAAAGGCUUUUAAAAAUGUAAAAACAACAGGCCGUGUGGAGGGCCUGGCUGAGGUAGUGCGUGUGGCUUGUGGUCAGGACCACUCUCUGGCCCUGUGUGCUUCUGGAAGAGUCUUCUCCUGGGGGGCAGAAGAAGAUGGACAACUUGGGUUCUUACCCAAUUGCAUGUAUGAUUCUCAGCGAGCAACGCUGGUGCCGAUAGCGAUGCCAACACCUGUGAUUCAGGUUGCUUGUGGAGACUCUCACUCUUUGGCAUUGACCAAAGGAGGCGAUGUCUUCUCCUGGGGCUUGAACAGUCAUGGCCAGCUGGGUGCGGGGAAGGCGGUUUCAAUGCAGUAUGAACCGUUGCUGGUGUGCGCGCUUAAUGGCAUACCAGUAACCCACAUCUCGGCCGGAGCGGCUCACACGCUCUUCCUCACAUUGUCAGGCCUGGUGUACUGCUGUGGGGCCAAUAAACACGGUCAGCUGGGAGUGAACAGGGCUGACGAGAAAGGCAGGUUCAACAUCUGUGUGAUUCCCGCGCUAAGAUGUCUGAGCGUCUCCUUCAUCACUUGUGGAGAGAAUCACUCUGCUGUCCUAACAGAGGAGGGCAAAGUUUAUACAUUUGGAGAGGGAGCUCACGGUCAGCUGGGUCACAGCUCUUCUGCUGAUGAAUGGAUGCCCAAACUUGUGGCCGGGAUCGAUGAAUGUGCCUUACAGGUGGCAUGUGGCAGACGCCACACUCUAGUUUUGGGAUCUUCUGGCCAACUGUGGGCAUUUGGAAAUGGGGUUAAAGGUCAAAUUGGGACUGGGAAACCAGAGGGUAGUCAGAACCCCACACUGGUACAACUUCCAUGGAGCUCUGACAAUGCGACAGCCACACGCAAAGACUUGAAAAUAGCAGCGGGUUGGAACACAAGCUUUGCUUUCACUUCACCGCAGGGUGCGAAGCAACGUCAGAUUACCGGAAGGCUUGAUGAGGCAAAACUGCGAAAAUGGCUGGCAUUAAAAAAGUGCAGGCCCGAGGCUGAGAGAGAAAUCACUGCCAUGUUUUUUUCGAGUUCAAGCCUGGUUGCAAGUUUUACAAAAGCCACUGGGCUUUCACGAGAAGCAGAUGCAUUAAGCGUGGACCUUGAUGCUGCAAGCCAAACUUUCUCUAAGAUGCUGGCAGUACCGUGGAUCCAAAAAAAGGUGGAUUUCAAAGCCGUGAUGGGAAUACUCAUCGUGUCGAGAAAAGUCCUCAAGUCUCCAGAGAUUGUCGUGGUCCUGCUCUCUUGCCCUCUUUUUCAAGAUGUUUCAGAGGUUCUGAGCCUUGUCUUGCCUUUGGCUGUGGUCAUCGACGACAUGAGCGAGAGGUGUCAGACAACACUCAGUGGUUGGUGGGCCUCCCUGUCGCCCACCAUGCUGUUGACACACAUCCUGGUAUUCAAAAAUGCUCUGGCUUUCGUGAUCAAAAAUGGUCUCCUUAAAACACAUUUUCCAGGCAUCAAAGCUGCGUUGGAGGUCAUCAAGCUCCUCUACAAAGCAAACAAAAGAGGGAAGACCUACAAAGUCCCACUGAGCACCUUUUAUGUCGAUGAAAUCACAUUUCCUCUGCUCGUGGAGGAUACCGCUCUUUGGUUCGCAUUUGAUAACGUGGAGGAUGGUUACAACACACCUGUCAUCUUCUGCCGGUACCCCUUCCUGCUCAGUUUGCAUCGCAAGCAGAUGGUCUUUGAAAUCGUUGGCGCGGUCAUGAAAGGUCCUGGUGCGAGAGUGAUUCCUAAAUAUGCGGCUCAGUAUCACAACCCGGCACCAGUCUUCCAGCUUUCUCUGAGACCGAGUCACCUGCUGGAGGACACCUUCAGACAACUCAGCGCAGUGGACCACAGCCUCUUCAGAAGGCAGCUCCAGGUGCAGUUUAUGGAUGACGGGGAGGUGACAAAUGUAAACAUGAGUGACCUCUUCUUCCACAUUUUUGAUGAGCUGAUGGCUCCACAAUCCAACUUGUUCAUAUAUAACGAGAGACGCACGCUGGCUUGGUUCCCCCCCAAGCCCAAGGAAGCAGAGAAGAUGUACUUCCUGUUCGGGGUUCUGUGUGGUCUGGCCUUGUCUAACCAAAACAUGGUCUACCUACCCUUCCCACUCAUUUUCUUCAAGAAGCUGCUUGGUGUCAAGCCGUCGCUGGACGACUUGAAGGAGUUUGAACCCACGGUUGGAGAGAGUUUGCGUUGCAUCCUAGAGGACUACAGCGCUGACGUCCUCAAUGACAUGGCCACCACUUUCACUGUGACUUGGGCAGAUGAUAAGGUUGAGCUUGAUCCAGAAGAGCCUGAGAAACUUGUCACGGGUUCCAACAAGAAAGCGUUUGUGGCGGCCUUUGUCGACUACGUCUUUGACAAAUCAGAGAAGGGCGUGUUUGAGGUGUUCAAGAGAGGCUUCCUGAAGGUGUGCGAUGCUGACGUGGUGGCGUUAUUCCAGCCGGAGGAACUGCAAGCAGCGAUGGUGGGAAAUGAAAACUACGACUGGGAUGUCUUCAAGCAGAACACAGUCUAUGAAGGAGAGUACCACGCGGAACAUCUAAACAUCAUCACCUUCUGGGAGGUGUUUGACCAACUAACAGCGGAAGAAAAGAGGAAAUUCCUUUUGUUCCUCACAGGCUGCGAUCGUGUGCCUGCCGAUGGCAUGGCGAGCAUCCGGAUGAGGGUCGCCGUCUUGCCCAACUCCACGGAUCUCCAUUUCCCAGAAGCCGUCACCUGCCACUACCUCCUGCUGCUCCCCGUGUACUUGCGGUACCCAGCUGGGAGGCAAAUGUACAGCAGGCUCCUUUAUGCCAUUAAUUACAAUCGUGGUUUCACCAAGACGUGGAACGCUGAAGGCUGAGUGAGGGUCGCUGCACUUGGAGUCUUCCAUCAGUUUCCCUUCUAAACAUAAGUAAAACAGUACUUACAUUUAAUCAAGGUCUUUAAUCGUAGAUAAUGCGAUUCGCAUUCUUUUAAAGAGCACCCUUGUCACACACACAGUUCUGUUGCGUGUCUUGAUUAAAUAAACUCUUCUUCUUCCU